Molecule: messenger RNA, 3642 nt
Organism: Candida tropicalis MYA-3404
Lineage: Eukaryota; Fungi; Ascomycota; Pichiomycetes; Serinales; Debaryomycetaceae
Gene: MED15
Product: Med15p
Exons: 1
Coding region: 1-3642 (1213 amino acids)
Biological process (GO): regulation of transcription by RNA polymerase II
Cellular component (GO): mediator complex
Molecular function (GO): transcription coregulator activity
Source: RefSeq, a predicted model, not a curated record
AUGAACAUACCUCCCAACCAGAAUCCCCUUCAAAUGGGCGGGACUUCUUCGUCAUGGCAAGGAAUGUAUUCAGGCGAAGAAAGACAAAAAGUUGUUCAAAUUAUUAUCAAUACUUUAACUGAACUCAAUGGCACAAACCCAAAUUUCAACCAACAACGAUUAGCUAAAAUGGCCCUGGAUUUUGAAAAGAUUGUUUAUGAAAAGUCUCCUUCUAAAGAGGAUUAUUUGCGUGCUAUCAAAAUAAAGGUUCAUCAACUCCGACUUCAAAAACAACAGAUGGCUGCUAAUCAAGGCGGUCAAUCCAUCAAUCCUCAACAACAACAACAGCAACAGCAACAGCAACAACAGGUACCACCACCUCAACAACAACAACAACAACAGGCCCAAAGAGGAAACAACAAUAUGAACCAAAUGAAUUCGCAAAACUUGCAGUUCUUGCAGCAACAGGCGCAAGCAAGAAGUCAAUCACAAGCUCAAAUCCAAGCACGUCAACAACAACUUCGUAACAUGGUCAACCAACAACAACAAGCACAACAAUCUCAACAACAACAACAACAAGUUCCACAACCUCAACAACAACAGCAGCAGCAACCACAACAACAACCUUCACAACAGCCACAGCCACAACAGAACCAGCAACCAGGUGGUGGUCAAGCUCCUCCUCCAACUCAAAACCAAUUACCUCCACAUUUGGUGAACUUGAUGAGAACCUCACCCAUUCCACCUCCUUUACUUAAUAAAAUGCCAAAGUUGCCAAAUGGAGUGAACACAUGGAAUCAAAUUUUUGAUUUAAUUAGGAAAGAAAUUAUACCUAGAGAUAUGGUGCCCGCUAUUAGAGACAUUCAUGGAAUGCAUUUACAAUUGUUUAUGCGCCAACAACAACAAAAGAUGAAUAUGCAAAGAAAUAUGAAUGAGGGACCUGUCAAUAAUAAUGAUAAUUCAGCAAUGCAACUGAAUUUGAAUAAUAAUAACAAUAGUAAUAAUAAUAUGAUGGGUAAUAUGCCUCCAAACUUUAACAAUUUGACUCCACAGCAAAGAGAACAAAUUUUGAGACAAAGAAGACUUCAACAGCAGCAGAUGCAACAACAAAAGCAAGCUAACCAGCCUCAGGUUCCUCAAACACAACCUCCACAACAAACUCAACAACCACAACCUCAGCAACAAGUCCAAUCACAACAACAGGGGCCACAACAAAUGCCUCAACCAAUGGUACAACAAAAUCAAAACCCUCAGAUGGGUCAACUGCUGAAUAUGCAACAACAGAAUAUUCCUCCUAACCAGCAGAGACCACCACAAUUCCAAGUCACAGCAGAGGAUUAUGCAAAGUAUAACAAUGAUGCAUUGUUGUUUUUAUCAAAAUUGCUGCAGCAAAAGCAAUGGCCUGCACAAAUUGAUGAAUCAAUGAAAGAACAAUUCAUCAAGAAGUUUAUCAUUCAUCAAAAGACCCAACAAUGGAAACAGCAACAGAUGCAGCAACAACAACAGAGAGGUAAUACUAAUAACCUUGGAAUGAAUACUGGUACAUCUGCUGCUCCACCUCCACAAGCGCAACCACAAUCUCAGUCACAGCCAUCACAACAACAGCCGGUUGGACAGAUGCCAAUGCAACCACAGGUUAAUUUACAGAACCAACAACAACAACAGACUCUGCAAAAUGGCCCUCAAGCACAAGUUCAACAACCAAUACCAGGCAUGGUUCAAGGUCUGCCGGUUAUGAGCAAUAUGGCUACUCCACUUAUGAAGCCAAAUACUCAGUUGAAUGCUAAUAAUGUAUCAUCGCCAUUGAUGGGUCAAAGAAUGAAUAUGAAUAAUGCCAAUGCCAACGCCAACGCCAAUGCGAAUGCAGCUAUGCCUCCUGCUGGUAAUAACAAUAACAACAAUAACAACAACAGGGUAAGACCAGUCACAGCCCCAGCUAACAUUAAUAUGUCGUCAAUAAUUCCACCUUUAACCGACGAAGUAAAGCUCAGAUUAAGACAAUUGAUUGAAGAGGUUUCUAGAAACAAUGUUGUUUUACGAGAUGUGACAAAUUUGCUUUCACCACAGGAUAAAACUACUGUUAGAGAAUCAAUGAACCAAAUUCAAGAGCAAUAUGGUAAUGUCGAUAGUGUGAUUAGUUACUUUUACUUGCUUACAAAAAAUGGUGAUGGAACCAAACGUUUGAUUCAGAUGAAAUAUAUGACAAAAAAUAUUUUGGAUAAUUUGCAUAGAGGUAUUUAUUUAGCCGGUCCUGAUUUGUUGGAGAAGGUUAAGAGUCAAUAUGCAAAGUAUUUUGACUAUGUUAGAGAACAAAUCAAUAUGAGAAGACAACAAGCUCUUCAACAAGCAGCUGGGGGUGCACCACAGCAGCAACAAUCACAACAGCAAGUGCCACCACCACAGCAACAAUCGCAACCUCAACAAGGAAUGCCUAGACUGCAACCACCUCAAGGUCAGCAACCAAUGAUGCAAGGUCAAGUCAGAAACCAACAGUUCAUGAACCAAAAUCCACAGAUUGCAAUGCAACAGCAACAGCAACAGCAACAGCAACAGCAACAGCCAAUGAUGGGACAACAUGAUCAAAUGAAUAUGAAGAAUUGGAGUCCUGUUCCUGGAGCUGGUCCAAACCAGAUGAACAUGAAUUCGCAACAAGCUCCGCAGCAGCAACAGUUGCGUCAAGGAAUCAAUAGUAGUCCGUUGAUGCCUCAACAACUAACACCAAUGCAACAGCAACAACAAUUACCACCGCAACCGCAACCGCCACAACCAUCACAACAGCAUCAACAAAUGCCAGGUCCACCACAAAUGCCUAUGCAACCACAACCACAACCACCGAUUGCAAAACCUACUACCGCAGCUGCACAGAAGACAGCUGCCAAGACAACAGCCAAGAAAGGUACUCAAGGAAGAAAGAAGAGCAAGGCUAAUAAUAGCGCACCAACACCUGCAGCUUUACCUGCCGCUACUCCUGGUACUUUGGCCAAUGCAAUCAAAACCCCGCAUAGCAUUCCUACACCACAAAUCCCACCACAAAGUCAUAGUAACAAAAACACACCAUCAGCUCAUUCACCUGCUUAUCCUGUGAAGGCAACACCUUCGGGAACAACUCCUGGAACUGGUAGUUUUAGCAAUGUCAAUUCUAAUAAUGUAUAUCCUACACCAGAGAUUGAUGUUUUUGCCAUGAGUUCGAACGACUCCAAGGUGGCUAAACGUCGUGAGUUGUUGAAUACUGAUCCAGAAAAGUUUUUCUAUGCUUCAUUGGCCAAUUUGCUUGAUUUGGAUGAAUCGGUUGUUGAUAAUGUCAAGGUUUCUCCAAGGAUGUCUAAUGGUAAACCAAUUGCCAAUUCUCCAUUAUCCCCAAAAAUUAGUGGUGAGUGGACUAGUGAGGUUAAACCUAUGGCAAUCACAACUUCAUUUAGACAAGUUGAUGCUAUUAAAGACUUGACAAAUGAUGAUAUCAUAUCUUCAUGUGGAAUGUUGGCAAUUCAAGAGGUUGAAGAACCAAAACAAUUGAAGAGAGAACGUGAACAAGAGGAUGAAUUAGAUACAUUGUUUAAUGAUAAAAAAUUAAAGUUGACUGAUGGCAAUAAUUUUGACAAGUUCCUAUAUGAACCAUCAUCAUUUGAUGAAUGGAAAGAUUUUGUUGUUUCUUUUAUACAGUAG